Messenger RNA from Plasmopara halstedii, 588 nucleotides. RefSeq lists its product as uncharacterized. The record is from RefSeq and is a predicted model, not a curated record. NCBI's taxonomy places the organism in Eukaryota, Oomycota, Peronosporomycetes, Peronosporales, Peronosporaceae. The coding region runs from base 1 to 588 and encodes 195 amino acids. The transcript is spliced from 2 exons.
AUGGUACCGGAACUUCAAUCCUUGUUUGCAGGUCGUUCUAUUGACGAUCUGGAACCUAUAGACCAGGAGCUUUUAAGCUUAAUUGUGGCCAACGAUAUUGACACUGUACUACCCAAGGAAGUUGGUGAUUGCGACGUCAAAUAUGUCGACGACUUCACUCCCCUCAUUCGGACAUCUACUCCCACGGCAGUGGAUGCAUAUAACCCUGGCUUUUCAAAACGAGAGGUACAAGACCUUUUGACUAUGUUGGCCCCAGAACCUCUCAAGAUUCCGAAAAUGGUGCGAUGCUACUCAGAGCCGAUCCAGAAGAUAGGCAAGCGUACCAAGAAAUGCACGUACGCUGUUCGAAGGAAAGAGGUAGCACGUCUUCGUGAGGAAUCCAAAUUGCUAGAGAGACGUUUACAUCAAAUGAGCAUGAAUCGUAUGAUGUCGAGGCAGACCCGCGAGCAUGCUGCAUGCGAAUUUUACGAGCUGGCUAAAUCCCAAGAGGAAAAUGAACGUCUUCGUGCUUUGGUUUCGAGUCACGAGGCUAAGAUCAGACAGGCCGAUACGUACAUGGCAAUUGUUCACCAGCAUCAGUCUGUUUAG